Chinchilla lanigera (long-tailed chinchilla) is the source of this 839-nucleotide messenger RNA. RefSeq lists its product as uncharacterized. Bases 29 to 661 code for a protein of 210 amino acids. The record is from RefSeq and is a predicted model, not a curated record. The transcript has 2 exons. NCBI's taxonomy places the organism in Eukaryota, Metazoa, Chordata, Mammalia, Rodentia, Chinchillidae.
UCCAAGAACCUCCAGAGGCAGGGGAGAGAUGGUCCCUAAAGGAUGCCCAUGGGCAGCACACAGACUUCUCGGUAACAACAGAGAAAGUCAGAAGACAGUCAAAUUAUGCCUCCAAAUAGGAAGAAGAGGUCAACCUAGAAUUGUGUGUCCAGCAGGACAAGCUUUAAAGAUGGAGCACAUGAUAAAGAUCUUUUUACAUAGGUACAGGCUGAGAUCCCUUAUGAUGGCCAGCCUACCAAGGAAGGAAAUUGAGAAUGAGGCAUGGAAGAGGAGGAAGAAUGACCCUCCAGAAGGACAAGAGACCUUCCGAAAAGACAGUGAUCAAGACACUUGGUAUGAAAUGCAGUUGACCCAAGAAAAAAUCAAAAGAGACUUCCUCAGGCUCUUUCCCCACCUGCAGAAGGACUGGAACUCUAAAUCUGAACAAUUGCCCUUCCUGCAGAUAAGUGUUGGUUCUGAGAGUUUUAUUUACCGAGCUCUGCUACCAUGCUCUCAACUAUCCUCUGGGUUUUCAGGUCUCUGGGGAGGUUCAGGCAUCCCUGGCACUGCCUGGAACAGGUGCCUCAUCUCUGCCAGCACCCACAUGGUAGGCUGCAGGUGCCUCUCCUCCGCCCAUCCAACUGUGCUCACCUUUCCAUUAUACCUUUACUGGAUGCUCUGAUACCCACCAAGAUGCCCUUUUAGAACUGAAGGACUUAUUUCCCCAGAUGCUCAUGUCAGCUGUCAGCCUAACUCAGGUAUUGCUAUGGUUGAAAGAGUCACCUUGCCCAAGGUCAUGCCUCUUUGUGUUCAGCCCACAUCCAACAGUUGGUCAAUAAUAGGAGCAUAAAGGCACAGCA